Molecule: messenger RNA, 7093 nt
Organism: Mus caroli (Ryukyu mouse)
Lineage: Eukaryota; Metazoa; Chordata; Mammalia; Rodentia; Muridae
Gene: Vgll3
Product: vestigial like family member 3
Biological process (GO): regulation of DNA-templated transcription
Cellular component (GO): nucleus
Source: RefSeq, a predicted model, not a curated record
GAGUCCCGGGCGUGCAUUGUGUGUAUGCAAAAGCACUGCUGAGCUCCUGGAGCGGCCCUAGCCGGGACCGGGUAGCAGCUGCUGCGGGCACUGCGGAGUACGCUCCUGUCUCGGAUGCGGAUGCCUGAGCCUGAGCCCAGCGCUGUCAUGCUCCUGCCGCGGGGCGGGCUGCAGCGUCGUCCCGUCGCUAUAUAAGCGCGAGCAGAGGGGGCACCCGGAGGGGCUGAAAAUGAAGGUGCCCGCGCAUGGGCCGCCGCUGAUUGCCAACCCCUCCCGAGCUCGCUCCCGGAGCGGAGCCCGAGGCCGCCGAGGACCCGCCUUAGCCGCAGUAGCAGCUGGUUCAGCGACGCGGACAGCAGCUGCGGCGGCAGUGGCGGUGGCGCCCCUCGCGCCAGCGCUUAGAGCGGCGGCGGCGACUCCGGGGCCGCCGCUGGCCCCGCUGCCAUGAGUUGUGCGGAGGUGAUGUAUCACCCCCAGCCGUAUGGAGCGCCCCAGUAUCUGCCCAACCCUGUGGCAGCUGCAACCUGCCCUACAGCCUGCUAUCAUCCGGCUCCCCAACCUGGCCAGCAGAAGAAGUUAGCGGUAUACAGCAAGAUGCAGGACUCUCUGGAAGUCACGCUUCCCAGCAAACAAGAGGAGGAGGAGGAGGAGGAGGAGGAUGAGGAGGAGGAGGAGAAAGACCAGCCUGCCGAGAUGGAGUACCUUAACUCUCGCUGUGUCCUUUUCACUUAUUUCCAGGGAGACAUUGGGUCAGUAGUGGAUGAACACUUCUCAAGAGCUUUGGGCCAAGCCAACACCUUGCAUCCCGAAUCUGCCAUUUCAAAAAGCAAGAUGGGGCUAACCCCCCUAUGGCGAGACAGCUCAGCUCUUUCGAGCCAGCGGAGUAAUUUUCCAACUUCCUUUUGGACCAGCUCUUAUCAGCCCCCACCCGCGCCUUGUUUGGGGGGAGUCCAUCCUGACUUCCAAGUCACUGCACCCCAUGGCACCUUUACUACAGCAGACCCCAACUCUUGGCCAGGACAUGGCCUGCAUCAGACUGGCCCCGCCCCACCCCCCACUGCGUCUGAGUCUUGGCACUAUCCUCUGGCCUCUCAAGUGAGCCCUUCCUACAGCCACAUGCAUGACAUGUACCUGCGCCAUCAUCACCCUCAUGCUCACGUGCACCACCGCCACCACCACCACCACCACCACCCAACUGCUGGCUCUGCCUUGGAUCCCGCCUAUGGCCACCUGCUAAUGCCAUCAGUGCGAGCUGCCAGGAUUCCUGCUCCCCAGUGCGACAUCACCAAGACAGAUCUGACUACAGUCACCACUGCUACCUCAGCAUGGGCCGGUGCCUUUCAUGGGACAGUGGACAUCGUGCCAAGUGUGGGCUUCGAUACAGGUCUUCAGCAUCAGGACAAGAGCAAAGAAUCAACUUGGUACUGAAGCAUGGUAUCAGCAGGUCAUAUGGCAGCAUGAAUCCAAGGGCCCACUGGGAAAAUGCCAUUGGGAUAUCCCAUCCAGAAAUGGGACACAGGAAACGUGGAGUGAGAAGAGAACAUAGAAGGCCAUUGUCUUUAGAUUUGAACCUUUACUGGAGAAAACAUAGAGGGCUCUCCUAGUCCUCAAAGAAGAGCAUUUGGGUUUUUUUUUUCCCUCAUCUGAGCCUUUGUCACCCGUGCAACGUCUUGUUUUACUUGCCUUGUACCAGUACCUGGGCUAGCUUUUGUAUGCCUUUUUAUUUUUCUUUUUGAACCAGUAACCUUGUAAGAAGAUGAUCUACCAAAUGAAAUUGCUCAUUCCUUCAGGAAAAACCAUUAACUCCAUCUUCAUCUAUUUUUAUAGAAAUACAAAAUGGUUGGUUUAGCAUGGAGGGGAUAUUUUUGAAGAUGUAAUUUUUUUUUAAUGUUGUAACAAUCGUGGAGUUCUGUUUAAAGAACUUGCUCUCAGAAAAGCACUGGCCAAAAUGUUUAAGCGCUGAUCCAUCUUUAGAGUCUGUGAUGCGCUGUGUCUGUGCUUCCGAGGGUACCUCAAGGGUUUCAUCCUUCCUCCAACAUUGGCACUACCAUAGACAAACCCUUCAACAUUGUGUUUAUGUUGAAACUCAGUGAAGACUUAAUUCAAUGAUAGCUCUCUUAGUUUGCCGUUAUAUAUGUCUGUGCAGCUUGAAAGGGGUAUUUUCUUUUAAAGGGACACAAAGGAAAGGGGACUUCUUGCAAAUAGUUCUUGGAGGUUGACUAACAAGAAAAAUUUGGUUAAUGAACAAUACUUCUCUAUAUAGUCCAGCCUAUCUUAACAAUUAGGAGGAGAGUUUACACAUGGCUUCAAAAUAGGAAAAAUCAAUGCAUUUAUCUAUGAUAACUGUGGACAUCACUGACAAAUUUUCCUAAUUUCUAACCAUUCAUUCACGGAUGACUUUGUAUGACUUUGUUUUCUGAAUACAAAUGAGUAGUAUCAGGAAAGGAAGGAGACACGUGUCAAAAUGCUGACUGUCCCUCAUCUUUGUAAACUGAUAAGUGAUGUAUUCUUUAUGCAAUGUUUUCAUUUGAUCAUUUUUGCAAGAUUUUCAUUUGCUUUUAAGUGUAAUUAGUUUCUCAAAAAUUAGAGCAAAAAUAAAAGUGGUAAUGGAUUUAAGUUUAUGCUUCAAUUGCACAAACUGGUUGAAAGACUCAAAGCUUGAGAAAUGAACUUAACAUGGCCCACAAGAUUAAAAGAAAUGAAGUUGGAAUUAACUUUAAGAGAAAAUGGGGCAAAGGUUGGGAUUAUGAAGGUAUCAAUGAGUAGCAAAUCAAAGACACAGUCUAUUUUUUCCUUUCAGUUGCUCCCACCCACACAGGACAUUCAUGUAGUAUAGAUGCUUUUAUUUAAUAAUGUUUCUCAAAUUCUUCCAUUCCUCUCAGGCCACACAAAACAGAAGGUUCAGUCACGUGCUAUGUUCUGUUUUUAAUUGUGAACUUCAUGGGUGAGAAUACUUUACACAUUAACAACACAACAAGCAAGCAGCUACACAGAAUUCUCACAACUCGUUUCCAAACGUUUCACUUGGCUGUAUCUUAGACAUCCGUUUCUCUUCCUGCUGUGUUUUGAAUUACAAACUCACUUCAUCUCUUGCAUUCACAGACUUCCAUCAGUUUUUUCAUCUUGAUUUUUCUUUAGCACAGUGUUCACGGUUUUAUCAAUAUAAUCUAGACGUAAGGAAGCUUCUACUCACCAGUUUAGGAACUUUACAAUCCAGACAAUGGACCUCAUUAAAUUCUGUGCAUAUUUAUCUGGAUUUUGAUAACAAAUAAAAAUUGUUUUAUUUGUUAUUUCUAUCUACAUAAAUAUGUGAACCAUAGAGUUGAAUGGAUCUAUCAAAUUCAUGACGUCUUGAGUCCUCUUGAGUUGUAAGAACUGAGCACUUAGCAACUCUCAUGAGGGAAACACACUGGCUGUUGUCACAUCCUUCCUUGGGUUAUAUUAACUUACAUUGCCAUGUCUCUUAGAACAGUACCACACUUCAAAUCACUGAAGCUCGCUCCAUUAAAUUUUUCCAGAUAAGGGAGGAUAAGAGGACUAACUUGUUUCCUUAUCUUGUUUCUUUAUCAUCAUUCUGGAUUGAAAAGGAAAGUAGGUAAUUUCGUGGUUUUGCUCUGAUAUCCUUAUAACUAUGGCCAAAACAUGAUUUGGUUCAAGACCAAAGGAAAGAAUCUGAAUUCUAUUGCAUGCAACAAAGGCUCUCCCUUUAAGAAUAGGCAUAGUUAUCAGUGGCACAUUGUCACCAAAGGAAGAGACCAAAAUCUAAUAAAAGGAAAAAGAACAUGUCCAGCAUCCCUCAGUGUUUUGACACUAUUGUAACAAGCAGAAGUAAUAAGGGAGCUAUACCAUAGCAAAAUAAGUAAUCUGAAUUUAUUUGCAUAUAAAGUGCUAUUACCCUCUGGAUCUGGGUUUCUCACUUUAAAGUACGGCUGCCAUACUGAAGGUGAUUGCCUUCUACCCCUCUGAAUUCAUUAGACCCAUUCUACCUUUGACUGUUUCACAACUUAAAUUUCUUUCAGUCUAUUUGAAAGCCUGUACACUUGACACCAGAAAACCUUAUUAUUUCAUAUGCAAUCUACUAUUUCACCAGUGAACUCUCUACAGUAAGAAACCACAGAAUGUUGGCUAUUAGAGUCCCUGCAGGAUAUUUGAUCUUUCCUUGUUAAUUUCUAAAGAACCUCUGAAGUUUAUAAUCUAAACAUUUGUAUAAACCAAGUUGAUAUAUUAUCUUUCAAAGGUUACCUAUUCUUUUAACUCUUCCAACUUUUCUAUUUUGAAUCCCUUAUUGAGAUUUGAAUGCUAACUCCCCAAAAUGGAAAUAUUAUCCUCAAAUUUAUAAAAUGAGAAUGAGUGGAUUGCAAAAAUACUGAGGAACACAUUUUCCAAAGUUGUGGCCUUAAAAUAAAAUGUUCUAGAGGAGGGCAUCAUUUAUUCUAUCAAUAGUAUUUGCCUGUUCAUAAGAUUGCAGAACAUGGGACAGGUAGUAGCCUUAAAAUCAUUAUCUGACUGGGUGUUGUAAUUUCAAGUUAUAGAGACUGUACUUUCAUAAAUUGCAUGCUGUCCCUCAUGAGAAGCAUGCCUGUAUGAAGUAGCAUUUGUUGAAUUAGUCAGUAGGAAUGGCAGUAAGUGAUGGACAAGGCAAGGACAUACUUCACUGUUUUGACUAAGAAAGAGUGGGUCAGCAGGGUGAGUUAGUGUGACCUCAGUUGCUCGAUGAAUUGUGACUCAGCUGUAGUUGAUUGUUUCAGAACUUCAUUGACCUCAUGAUAAAAAUGGGAUAAUACUACCUAUCAGGAUGGCUGUGAAAGUUGGUAAACAUAUACAGAUGCACCCAACUUACAGUGUAGAUGUUCAAACAACUACCAGCCUCCUCAGUUGACCAUCAGUUCAGCAAGUUGGUUAUAAAACUGAGCUCUUAUAUAUCCUGUCCCUUAAUGUUGCCCAUUUAUUAUUCAGAACCUAAAUAGACGAAUGACUGCUUCGCUGUAAAGAGUCAUUGAAAGGGAAAUCUUUUUUUCUUUCUUUUUCUUAUGGAAGAUAAAAUGUUAACUUCUUAAUGAACUCCGAGUUUUUAAUGUGGUGUUCCUGAAGAAAUGUUAAUUAAACAUCUAGUUGUAUGUAGCCAGAGUCUGAAUCAUAUUCACCCACAACUCUAUAUAUUGUUCCCUCCAAAAUUAUGAGGGCAGUGUCACCAAGCCCCCGACCUAUGCAUUUGUCAGAUAUACAUUGUGUUUCUGUGGCACUGACCUAGGAAUGCUCUUCUUCUCUGCCCCUUUUGUUUUUCCUUGCCUCGGAGGAAAAGUUGCACAAUAUGGUGUGGAAAAAAAGAAGUCUCCCUCAUAGAAAGGGAGGGGGAGCAUUCCCUUUACGAUCUAAGUCAGCAGAUUUACUAUACUUGAGAAAAAAAAAUGAAACAACUUUAUUGGAAGCAGAUGUUGACACUGUGUCGGUUAUUGAAGAUGGAAAGAGUUCACUCUGUCGUUGCAGUUACAAAGGGGUAUUGAUGGCAGUCAAGGUCCCUGUGAUGGGUCACCUUCCCAGCUGGGGGAGGACAGCAGAAACAGUAUGAGACCCAAAAUGAAGUCAGCCUGUGAUUUCAACGUACAAGAAACACCAAGGACGAAGCUUGCUUGCUGCAUUUUUUUCCCUGCAGGAUACAUAAUAUAUAUCUUUCAUAUAAUAUUAAGGCUGGAAAGACAAGUUAAAAUCAAGCAUCUUAAAAAUACUACAAUUUGAGGAAUCCUUUAUAUCUACCAUGACAUCAUGAAAACUUCGAUUAAAUUUACUUCAGAAAAUUAGGCUGAUAUUUGUGUUUCAAAAUGUAGCUGAUCACAAAUAAACAUUUUGAAGGAAGGGUAGCUUUGGCUUUUGGGGGAUGAACGGAGCCAGCAAGGGAACCUCAACUUCAAUAGCUUCACAAUGUUAAUUGCCAUGGUUAUGUGGUCAUGGGAUUAGGUCACAGAUCAGACUUGUAGAAUAUUGCAUAGUAUUUUUUCUCUUCGCGCUUUCUGGGAAUUUUUAAACUGUAAAAUUAGUCAUUAUAGUUAAAUGUCUUGCCUUUCACAUUUUUCUUGUGAGCUUUUGUUUGCUUGAAGCAUUUUGUGAUGUCAAGUGAUUAGUCAAGGAAAUAGUUUUGAAAUUUUUGACCACCUUAUAUUGAUCCAAGGACAUUUUCGAAAACUCUUUUUAAAUUGCAGGGAAUUCUAAUAGGUUUUUAAUGUUGUUUUCCAAUUCUGUUGUGCCGUGUAAAUAAACAAGGCCAUACAGUCAUUUAGAAAGGGGCACAACAUCACCAAUUAAUUUCUUUUUCUAAUGAUUUCUGACUACUAAAUUUUAGGCUAAUAUGGCUUCUUUUCAAAAAUGAAAUUCCUAGUGAGACUUUCUUUCUUUUUACCUAAGAUGUGAACUUUUCUCUUUAUACUGAUAGAGGUAGACAUUUUUUCCCUUCUGUUUUGUGGCUAGAGUCACAAAACAGAAUGUAAUGAAUCUACAUACUUGGUUCAAUGUGUAGGAUAUGUACACUUGUGAACUUCCUAUCUGAUUUACAAAUGCUAUUCCAUUUAGGUAUUUUUCAAGAUGUACAAUGUAGGGAAAACCCCAUGUGUGUUCUUUGUAUCAUUUUAAAGUGCAUAUAUUUAAAGGAAAAUGCUGACUCCUUUUGUUUUCAUUGCGUACACCUAGGUAAGGUGAAAUGGUUUUGUAAAGAGAAAAUGCACAAUAUGAUAUCUUUAUAUUUAUCACUUGAUAAGGUAAACUGAAAACUAAUAGUAGAAGUCAUAUCUUACAGCAAUCGACAUACAGUAUGAUUCCAGAUUUGUUAGUUCUGAGAGAAAUCACGCCAUCUUGAUUUCCUAUUUCCAGAAAAGGAAAUCAAGCAAUCGUGGUUAUGCUGUCAUUGUUACCUAAUAGAUAAUGGAUAAUUGCUAAAUCUUUUGACUUUAUAAUUGUAAAAUCAUAUGAUUAUUUUUUGUUUUCAUUCUUCAAAUGCAGGACGUCUAAUUGUGUCAUUGAUAUACAAUCAUGGAUGACUUUGUGAGAAGAACAGAUGUCAUUUUCUUUAACUUGUUCAAUAAAUAAUUUAAUGUGACUUUAA